GUUGUAAUCUGUUUUGAGUUUCAAAGGAACAUAAAAAAAAAAGCGUUCUCCUCUUGUUUCUUUCUCUAUCGAUGGCUUCCUCCAUGGCUACAACUCUCACUUCAUCUCUCCCGUCUUCUAAACUCUCCGGGAACAAUGUUCUGUUCGAGUCUUCCUUCCAUGGAGUUCCAAUGAAGGCCUUUUCAUUUCACCCCAGAGCAAAAUCUUCCCCAUGCAACGCAUCGGUAUCCAUGUCGGCGACAUCGCCACCACCGUACGAUCUGAACAAUUUCAGGUUCAACCCCAUCAAGGAGUCCAUCGUGUCUCGCGAGAUGACGCGUAGGUACAUGACGGACAUGAUCACCUACGCCGAUACGGACGUGGUGGUCGUCGGUGCCGGAUCCGCCGGGCUCUCUUGCGCCUACGAGCUCAGCAAGAACCCGUCCGUGAAGGUCGCUAUCAUCGAGCAAUCUGUUAGCCCCGGUGGCGGCGCCUGGCUCGGUGGACAGCUUUUCUCUGCCAUGGUCGUGAGGAAACCGGCUCAUCGCUUCCUCGAUGAACUCGAGAUCGAGUACGACGAACAAGACGACUACGUUGUGAUCAAACAUGCAGCCCUUUUCACGUCAACGAUCAUGAGCAAGCUCUUGGCCCGCCCCAACGUGAAGCUGUUCAACGCGGUGGCGGCGGAGGAUCUGAUAGUGAAGGAAGGGAGAGUCGGUGGCGUUGUGACGAACUGGGCCCUGGUGUCUAUGAACCAUGACACACAGUCCUGCAUGGACCCCAAUGUGAUGGAGGCCAAGGUGGUGGUGAGCUCUUGUGGACACGAUGGACCGUUCGGCGCCACCGGGGUCAAGAGGUUGAAGAGUAUCGGAAUGAUCGACAGCGUGCCGGGGAUGAAGGCACUAGAUAUGAACACGGCGGAGGACGCCAUCGUGAGGCUGACUAGGGAAAUCGUGCCCGGGAUGAUUGUUACAGGGAUGGAAGUUGCAGAGAUUGACGGAUCUCCAAGGAUGGGGCCAACAUUCGGAGCAAUGAUGAUAUCAGGACAAAAGGCAGCUCAUCUGGCUCUCAAGGCAUUAGGAUUGCCUAAUGCACUUGAUGGAACAUAUGUGGGAAGCAUUCACCCGGAGCUGAUCUUGGCCGCUGCCGAUUCUGCCGACACUGUCGACGCUUAGUCUCGUAAUAUCGAUACCGAUGGCUGUGAUCGUAGUUUCUAAGUUGCUAUGGAGAUGAGGGAUUUGAAUAAUGGCAGGAAAUGGAAUAAUCUCCAGUAUAACUUGAUAGCUAAAAAAGCUUAGCAUGUAGUUUCCUUGUUGUUGCAUGCCUUUGAAUGAAGUACUGCUUGCUUUCUCU
Messenger RNA from Hibiscus syriacus, 1332 nucleotides. RefSeq names its product thiamine thiazole synthase, chloroplastic-like. NCBI's taxonomy places the organism in Eukaryota, Viridiplantae, Streptophyta, Magnoliopsida, Malvales, Malvaceae. The record is from RefSeq and is a predicted model, not a curated record. The coding region runs from base 72 to 1154 and encodes 360 amino acids. The transcript has 3 exons. Gene Ontology annotation, biological process: thiamine biosynthetic process.